Eruca vesicaria subsp. sativa (arugula) is the source of this 1951-nucleotide messenger RNA. Lineage: Eukaryota; Viridiplantae; Streptophyta; Magnoliopsida; Brassicales; Brassicaceae. The record is from the annotation of a GenBank genome assembly.
CAUUUAACGUAUCCAGUAGGUGGACUCAACGACCAAUUUUAUUUAGACAUUAGAGGGAAAACAUUGGGCUGCUAAGAUAAUGGGCCUAAUGUUAUAAAAAAAUUGUUUGGAGACAAAUUACAACAAUGGGCUGGAAAGAUAAUGAGCAGGAUGAACCGGACACGUUAUCAGGCCCAUAUAAACAUAUCUGAAGAAAUGACCCGGUGGGACUCCUCGAGACCAAAGCGACGACCAUGGCAACCCUUUUCAGAUUCUCACUUCGUCUACUCCCGGUUUCCGCCGCCGUCACAUGUCGCUCAACCCGGUUCCCCGUUUCAAGACCCGACUCUUCAUUCUUGUCAAACCGUAGUAAUAUCUAUCGUUUCUCCUCUUCUCCUUCUUUGAAGACCAAAGCAGGUUGGUUACUAGGUCUUGGGGACAAGAAGAAGAAAGUGGAUUUACCGGAUAUUGUAGCAGCUGGAGAUCCGGUUCUACACGAGAAGGCCCGAGAAGUUGACCCGGAAGAAAUCGGGUCGGAGCGUAUUCAGAAGAUAAUUGAUGAUAUGGUUAAAGUCAUGAGAUUAGCUCCUGGAGUUGGUCUUGCUGCUCCUCAAAUUGGUAUCCCCUUAAGAAUUAUUGUUCUUGAAGAUACAAAAGAGUAUAUCAGUUACGCACCAAAGGAGGAGACUUUUGCUCAAGACAGACGUCCCUUUGAUCUUAUGGUAAUGGUGAAUCCGGAGCUUAAAGCGAGUAGCGACAAGAAAGCGCUCUUCUUUGAAGGAUGUCUGAGUGUUGAUGGAUUCAGAGCUGUAGUGGAGAGAUACCUUGAAGUAGUAGUAACAGGCUACGAUAGUCGAGGGGAACGGAUCGAAGUGAAUGCUUCAGGUUGGCAAGCGAGGAUUCUGCAACAUGAGUGUGAUCAUUUGGAUGGUAAUCUUUAUGUUGAUAAGAUGAUACCACGCACUUUUAGGACAGUUGAGAACUUGGACUUGCCUCUAGCUGAAGGCUGUCCUAAACUCGGACCUCAGUGACAUACAGAUUCUUUGUUAUGUAAUUUGUAAUGUUUACUUCUUAUUGAGUGAGCUUUUAUGUCUUCAAAGGUUGUCUUUUUACGGACAGUAUUAUUAAUAUUAAGACAGAACAUAUCACACAUUAAGACAGCUAUUUAUAGUAUUUUUUUUAAAAUGGAAAUGUGUUGUCUCGCUCGUUAUGGACAAGACACGGCGGCGAAGGCGUGAAAUGCGGCGGUAAUCAAGAAAUGAAAAUGUUCCGACAACAAAAAAAAUAGCUAAUUUACAAUCACACAUAAAAUUCAUAAUAUUGCAAUCUAUAAGCUUAACAGGAGAAAAUUCGAAAAUGAAAUUAAAGAUUGUAUCACAGCACAUACAAAGUGAAACCAAAGACAGUAUACUAUGUAUGAUCUCUUUAGUUUUGUGUCUACCUUGAUCUGCGCUUCGGUGGCCUUUUCCUCGGAUUAUUAUUCUUCUUCCCCGGAGGUUUCUUCCCAAACGCAGUGCAGCAACCGCAUGUAGAGAGUCUAGGAGACGGCGGAUCCACCGCAGGAGAGACUCUUCCGGUUGUUCGGUGAUGACGUGGAGCUCCUCCGCCGUUAGAUCGACUCCUCUCGAGUCCUCCUCCUGUUGUUGUUGGUACACUUGUUUUGAUCGGCCUGAGGUUCUCUUUCUCGUCGCCGGCGAUGGGUUUCUCUUGCUCUGAGCCUUCAGACAUAGGCUUAGGCUGUUCUUCGCGUUGACUUUCGUCUUUCUGGUCCGUGGCUUGUUUGUUGAGCUCGGCGAUUACACGGUCGUCAAAGACUAUGCCGGAAGAUCCUUGACGGCGGAAAGAGAUGGUUGAUCUUUGAAGACCUUCCAUGGAUCUCUAUCUCUCUUCUUGAUUUGAGCUAAAAGAGUAAAAAAAAAGUGAUAAGGUUUAUAUGUGUGAUUAAUCAAUCAUUGUGUUCAGACUGUCUUCC